This is a messenger RNA of Moesziomyces antarcticus, 5541 nucleotides long. RefSeq names its product TATA-binding protein associated factor taf2. NCBI's taxonomy places the organism in Eukaryota, Fungi, Basidiomycota, Ustilaginomycetes, Ustilaginales, Ustilaginaceae. Gene Ontology annotation, biological process: transcription initiation at RNA polymerase II promoter. The coding region runs from base 1 to 5541 and encodes 1846 amino acids. The record is from RefSeq and is a predicted model, not a curated record. Gene Ontology annotation, cellular component: transcription factor TFIID complex. Gene Ontology annotation, molecular function: transcription cis-regulatory region binding; protein binding; chromatin binding. The transcript has a single exon.
AUGUCCAAGCUCCAACGCGGCACAGCCGCAUACCGCGGCUUCACCGUCAGCCAUCAGCGUGUGGUUCUCGACCUUGGCUUCAACGGAACCGUCGUCGGCUUUACAGAACUCACCAUCGUACCCGCACAUCGCAGCUUGCGCACCAUCCACCUCAACUGCAGGCAGGCUUUCGUCCAAUCCGUCUCCAUCGCUGGCCAUGCCGCCGAGUUCAGCUACGCAGACCAUCUCACCGGUGCAUCUAUCGCCGACACACGCGACGUGCACCGUUACCCCGAGCUCAAGCGCAGGAUCUAUGCUGCCGCAUCCGACGGUGCCCACGGAGAGCUCAGCAUCCUCAUCCCGCCAGACGUGCACAUCCAGUCCCAGCGUGCAGGCAGCAGAGCCCAGAGCAUCACACCAGACGAUGCCCCUACUCCCGGCGGCUCCAGCGCUUCCAACGAGCUUGCCCCCAUCACCGUGCGCGUCGACUACUAUCUCAAAGAUCCCACCGACGGCAUCCAGUUCAUGCGUCCCACCGCAGACAGUCCCUACCGUGUUCCACAUCUCUUCACCAUCGCCUCGUCGUCCGACGCCGCACGCAGCUGGGUGCCCUGUGUCGACAGCCUCUGGGAGCGUUGCACGUGGGAGUUUGAAUUCAUCGUGCCCAAGUCCCUCAGCACAUCCGAGGAAGACGACGAUGCAAAUCCCGACCAGACAGCCAAUCGUUCCGCGAAAGAUUCCGCCGAUACGGCCACCGCCGAACUCGCUGAUCCUGACUCAGAGGUCGUUGUGGUGUGCACCGGCGACCUCAUGGAGCAAGUGACGCAUCCGAACAAUCCUGCAAAGACCGUCUUUUGCUACACACAAGCGGUGCCCACCUCCAUCCAGCACGUUGCUUUCGCAGCGGGUCCCUUUCACAUCAUGCGCGUUCAGGCAGCCAACCGCCAGGCCGGUCAGACCGCCGCAAGCAUUGUGACCGAAGUCACAGCCGGCGCACCGCUCGACGAUUCCGGCCAGCCCGAGAUCCUCGCCUUUUGCUUGCCCGGCCGCCAGGAGGAACUGCGCAAUUCGAUCGGCUUUACUCGACAGGCGCUCGACUUCUUUUCGCAAGAGUACGGCUCCUAUCCCUUCACCGCGUUCCGCAUGGUCUUUGUCGAUGAACCGCCUCAGGACUGCACCGUACAGUCAAUGAUGGCCGUCUGCUCCAACGACCUUCUUCACCCGGCUUCCGUCAUCGACCAAGCCAUCGAGAACCGCCAGGUGCUCAGUCACGCCAUAGCCUUUCAGUGGGUCGGCAUCAACAUCAUCCAGGCAACCUGGGCCGACACCUGGCUCGUCAACGGUCUCAGCUUGUACAUCAACGGCCUCUUCCUCCGCAGACUCAUGGGCAACAACGAAUAUCGUUUCCGUCUGAAAAAGGACCUCGACCGGCUCUGCGCCUGGGACAUCGGCAUGCCCCCGCUCUACGAAGCAGGCGCCUUCGAGCCUCCCGACGCAGCGACACUGCCCUUUGUCAAUCUCAAAGCGCCACUCGUGCUCCACAUCCUCGAUCGAAGGCUUCGCAAGAUGGGCGCAUCCGUCGGCUUGGGCCGUGUCAUCCCCAAGGUCUUCCUUCAGGCCAUGACGGGCGAGAUGACCAACAACAUGCUCAGCACGCAGCAGUUCCUGCGCACAUGUCGCAAGGUCAGUGGCGCCGAUCUUCGCCUCUUCACCGAGCAUUGGAUUCGCGGCAGCGGCUGCCCUCGCUUCAUCUGCAGCGCCAACUUCAACCGCAAGAAGCUGCUUAUCGAGAUGCACAUUCGACAAGAGGUGCCCGCCGCCCAGUUCGCCGCCGCGCGUCCAGGCGAUGCGCUUGCCGCGAAUGCAGUCCCUCUCUUCGAGGGUCAGAUGACGGUCCGUAUCCACGAAGCCGAUGGGACGCCAUACGAGCACGUGCUCGAGAUCAAAGGGCCCGCAAAGCGGUACGAAGUACCCUUCAACACCAAGUACAAGCGUGUGCGUCGAAACACCAAGCGCUUUCAGGCCCGACAGGCAGCCGCCGCCGCUGCUGCACAGGGAGACCAGGAAGCACAGGAAGCCAUCGGGCUGAUCGAUCUCGGAUUCGGCCUGGGCAUGUGGGAAGACGAGCAGGCGCGAGAAGAGUGGAAGGUAGCAGACUGGACCGAGGAAGACGAGGAAAAGAUGUCAUCCGCGCCUUAUGAAUGGAUCCGCAUGGACGCCGACUUUGAGUGGCUCGCCAGCAUUCAUUUCGAACAGCCCGACCACAUGUGGGUCUCGCAACUCCAGCGUGACCGCGACGUGGUGGCGCAGGUCUCGGCGGUGCAUGCGCUGGCCCAAAUGCCUUCGCUCGUCACGUGCAGUAUGCUCACCCGUACUGUGCUUGUCAACAAGUACUUCUACCGCGUCCGCACGGAAGCCGUCCAUGCGCUCGUCCACUGUGCCAUCCCGCAGCUGGACAACCUCGGCCUCUUUCAUCUGCUCAAGCUUUUCCGGUCGCAGUUCUGCCACGACCCGCCCAACGAGGCUUCAUUUGAGGACCCGCUCGACGUGCCUUGCAUCCCUCGUGCCAACGACUUUUCCGAUGCUGCCGACUACUUCCUGCAACGCGCGCUGAUCCAUGCCAUCAGCCGCGUGCGCAAUCCGGACGGCCGCACUCCGGCGCAGGUCAAGCGCUUCCUCAUCAACCUGCUGCGCUACAACGACAACUCGACCAACCACUUUGUGGAUGACUUCUACCUUGCUGGUGCGAUCAAUGCGCUCGCGAGCGCCUUCAUCCCCAUCGACUCGGGCUUGGCUCAGGACAGCAGCGCGAACGCGGAAGAGGAGAACUUCCUGCUCGCUCAUGCUAUUGCCGAGGUGGAGCGACUGCAAGAGCUCGACCGGCUCGUGCCGUCGUUCCACAACGUGAUCACGCUGGCAUCACUCGACUUCCAAGUGGUCAUGAUGCUCGCCAACCUCAAACCCAGGGAUCUGCAGCUCUUCUUCACCUACACCCGGCAAGGCAACUUCACGCCGGUGCGCGUCGCUGCUCUCAACUGCCUCCUCCUCGUCGGCAAUCUCGACCAUCGCGUCAUUGCUCGCUACUGCUUUGCUCUGCUGCGCAUCGACGAGAACCGUACAGUCAAGCGCGCUCUGGCGCGAGCGCUGUGCGAAGGUCUCGCCGUUGCCAUGAGCACUGGCCUUUUUGGCGGUGGAGCUUUGCGUGGACCCGAGACGUUGCUUAUCGAAGAAGACAGCGGCCAUAUCAAUGCGGCCGAAAAGGCGCGCGAUGCACAGCUCGAAGCGAUGCUCAAGACGCUCAAAAAGGAGAUUGGCCGAUCUGCAGGUGUGCGCGAAGGCUUCCUUGCGGCUCUGUUGGCACCCAAUGCGGAUGUCGAGGCACGCUGGGCGAUGUUGAAGCUAGCCGAGCUGCUCUUCCGACCGGCCGAAGAGAAGGAGUUGCCCCUGCAGCACAAGGUCCAGCUCCGCGUGCGCAUGCCGAGCACCCAGGCCACGCUCGACAACGCUCCGAUGGAAUCGCCGUCCAUCUCCAAGAUCAAGCUCGUGCGUCCCGGCAUCUCGUCUGCAGAAGAGGAUGCGGCUGCCAAGGUGCCCGCGUCACUCGCAGCAGCAGCCAGCAAUGGACCUCGCGUCGCUUUCGAGACGCCAGAGAAGGUCACCGCCGAGAGAAAGAAGGUCAAGCCCAAGAAGAUCAAGCCGCUGGCACCCGGUCAGGCCUCGGGCAUGUCGUUUGCCGAUCUCACCGCUUGCAGGAACACGCUCAAGAAGCUCAUGCAGAACAAGCACGCCUCGAUCUUUCUCAACCCGGUGGACCCUGUGCGCGACCAGGCGACCGACUACUUCGACGUGAUCAAAGAGCCCAUGGAUCUCGGCUCGAUCCUUAACAAGCUCGACAGUGGACAGUACAAGGACCGCCACGCGCUGCGUGCCGACUUUGAGCUCAUGAUCCGCAACGCCAAGACGUACACGCCCGAUCCGAAAGCAUGGGCGCACAAGCAGGCGGUCGGGCUCGAAAAGGUGUUUGGUCCGUUGUGGAAUAGGAUGGAGAAGACGCUGGAGCAGUCGGCAGCGCGCCAGAAGGCUGCGCAGGAUGCGGCGCUGGCGAACGAGCAUAGCGCGUCUGUGUCGGGAACGCCCGAGCGACCAUCUCCCGCCAAGCCGGAAGCCCUGCCCGCCGCGUCCGACCCCAUCGCGCCGACUUUGCCAAGCAGCGGCGCGAGGCGAGAGUCUUCGACUCCGAGCGCAGCGCCCAAAUUAUCGCUCAAGUUCAAGCUCAAGUCGAAACCGGCUGGCGAAGAGUCUCCCGCGGCCGCCACGCCCACGCCGAAGCCCAAGGCAAAGCCUGUGAUCGAAGAGCCAUCUCCUGCAGCACCUUCGACGCAGUCGACGACGCUCAAGAUCAAGAAGCCGCUGAUCAAGCUCAAGAAGCCCAGCGAGGGUGAUGCGGGCGUUCCCUCCACCCCGUCUCCGGCACCGCCAGUGGCCACCAACGCCGGCCCGCAGAGUGUGGAUGACGAUAUCCUCGAGUUACUCGGCGAGAUCCCCAAGCCGAGCAAACCCAAGCCGAGCAAGAGCUCGUCAGGCGUCUCGCCGUCUCCUGCGCCUGUCGCAGCUGCGUCAGCGCAUGCCUCUCCUCCCGCGCCGUCACCGAGCGUCAAGAAGCACAAGUCCGCCCACACUGACUCGUUUGGUGGUACGGCGACGCCAGCGCGUCCCAAUGGCUCCAGCGCGGCGUCGGCCGAGUCGCCCACGAAGGACAUUGCCAAGCUGGCGGAGAAGGACCCCGUGGGUGCGACUGCGGGCAUGCCGAUGAGCGGCAAAAAGUGCAAGGUGCUGCUGCAGGUGCUCAAGAAGUCGCCGUUUUCGAUCUUCUUCCGCUUCCCCGUGGAUCCGAUCAACGACGGGCUGCCGACGUACCUGGACGAGAUCAAGGAGCCGAUGGACCUGAGUACCAUGGAGAAGAAGGUGAACCAGGCGGCAUACUCGACCAUGGGCGAGUUUGCGGCGGAUAUGGAGUUGAUUUUUGCCAAUUGUCGGCAGUUUAAUCCGCCGGGGACGGAGCCGUGUCAGCAUGCGGACGAGUUGGAGAAGCUGUGGCGCAAGGAGUGGGCCAAGACGGUGACGCCACGAUUGGAGGCGAACGAAAAGCGCGCGCUCGUGGGGUUGAUGAACCGGCUCAAGACGCAUCAGUCUUCGCUGCUGUUCCGCGAGCCUGUGGAUCCGGUGGCGUUGGGGAUUCCGACGUACUUUGAUGUGAUCCCGCGCAAGGACGCACGCGAUCUGAGCCUGAUCGAGGCCAAACUCAAGGGCGACAAGUACGAUGCUUUUGCAGCACUGGAUGCCGACAUCAAGCUCAUGCUCAAAAACUGCUACACCUUCAACGCCAUGGAUCCGGCCAUCAUCGAGAUCGCAAAGGCCUUCGAGACGUUCUACAAACGCGAGUUCAACCAUGCCAAGCAGCAGGCGGGUACAGCAUCGGCAGGUAGCCCUGCCCCUCCCGCUGCCAAGAGGAAACUCUCCACACCCUCCAAUGGCACAAGCAAGAAAGUCAAGAGCUCCUAG